AUUGAGAAUUCAGUCGAGCUAGCUCAAUGCAUACGUUCGCACGCACCACGCGUCGCUCCCUUAAUUUUCAUUUUGAUUUUCCACCUGGAGAACAUCCAAUUGUGAUACAUGAUUAUAUUAUUUAUUAAAAAUUUUUUUAAUUUAGUGGAUGGAUUUGACCUGUGAACUUUUGAGUUUGACAAGUGUUAUAAUUUAUUGAGUUAAGUGACUCUGGGAGGGAGGGAGGCAAUUGUUUUUGUGAAGUUGAUGAAAAAAUGAACCAUGUGUGCCCAAGGAUAAUUCCCUAUUAAAUAUAUAGGCUGUAAAUAUAUAAAUAUAAAUUCCGAGGGAAUUACGGGGAAGGAGAAAAAAAAAACGAAAGCGGAAAUGGUCAACGGGUGCGCUUCUGUGCGCGGCAAUUAUGUUAAGUGGCCAAUUAGUAAUUAAGUUGAGGAACUGAGUGGAGCUCGAAAGGAGCCCUUAAUUGGUGGACGAAGCGACACAGUUGAUGAUAUAAAAGGAUAUAUUUUAUUCUGAUAAUCGGAUUAAUCGAUGAGAUUGGUGUGAAUGUUUUUGUGUGAAGUGAUACCGUCGGCAAAAUUCUGUCACGAAGUGAUAGAAGUAGCAGGUUGUCAUCGGUGCUCGCCAUGACGGUCCAUCAUCAGAGUCACCACGUUGCCGCGUUGAAUGGUAUUGCUGUGCAGGCGGGUAAUACCGGCGGUGGAUUAAAUCUAAGUCGUAUGACUGGCCUCGAGGCACAUCAUCGGUCUAUCGAGAGAAUUGAUGAUAGAUUAACAAAUUCAAAUAACAAUAGUAACGGAAAUAUUGAUAGAUCUGAGGUAUCAACGACAAUGCCACACAGAUCGAGAUUUAUGAUAACGGAUAUUCUUGCCGACGCGUCGAGUCCAUCGAGUUUACAGAGCCAAGAGCCACCAGGUAGUCCUUCGUCGGCUCCACGUGAUCUCAGUGUCAAGCCCUCGAAGCACCAGGGUCACAAGCGCCAGAGGGAUGACGAUAGCGAUGCUAGCCACCACGACGGAGCUUCCGUCUCAUCCAACGGUGUGAAGGAAGAGGAUGCCAAGGAAUCGUCCUCGACGUCGAUGAACUCACCCCCGAGUAAAAAGCAACGGAAAGCAAGAACAGCCUUCACCGAUCACCAAUUACAAACACUGGAGAAGAGUUUUGAGAGGCAAAAAUACUUGAGCGUUCAGGACAGAAUGGAAUUAGCGGCUAAACUACAAUUGACGGAUACGCAGGUCAAGACGUGGUACCAAAACAGAAGAACAAAAUGGAAACGUCAGACGAUAGUGAGCUUUGAAAUUCUCGCUGAGGCUGGCCAGUACGUGGCCUUCCAGAGUAUGUACGGUAAUCGUACUGGUGUACCAACACAACCCUCUUACUGGCCUUAUCCAGGUGCUGCUGCACCACCACCCAGUGAAUUAUUUUACAGACAGGCAACUGCUGCAGUGACGCUGCAAAAACCCAUGGCACACCGUUUUUAUCCACCAACAAUGAUGCUAGCUGGUCCAAGUGCGCCUAUUGGUAGUCUAGCUGCAAGUUCAAGUCUCUCAAGUCUGAGUAGUUAUUACAAUCGUGAGAGUCCUGAGAUGAUGCAGGAGGCGAGGGAUAGAGAGCACAUGGAGAGAAGUGGUAUGCAGAGAGCGAGAAGCAAGAGUCUUGAGAGAACACCACCACCUAGGGAUGCCAGUCCACAGAGUACGAGAGUUGAUAGCGAUGAUGAGAGUAUACAUGACAUCUAGGACUCGGUUGAUACUGUACAAUCUGUGCAAACUGUGCAACCACUCUGGUGUCAUCCCGGUGAUGAGUCUGAUGCUGGUUGAAUGAUAAAUUGAGCUGUUGGUGCAUUGGCUCUCUUUCAGAGGAAACAGGAAAGGUGAUACCUGCUACAGUCUAGGACGGUUUCACGGUAAAAAGGAUCACUGUGGAUUCACCCAGGGAGAUCCCUUUUGACAUUCGAGAUUGACGGCAAUAUAUAUGUAUACAUAUAUAUAAAACACUGGGCUGGUUGUGUACAUGUGCAGGAUGUGACGUGUGGUUAACCGACGCGCUUUUGUCAACGCUCUGGCGGCUCGUGUCAAUUGUUCUCCUGGAAAAACAAACUCUCUUUGUUUUUUUUUUACAUAUUUUUUUUCACUCCCUCAACCCCCAGGUGGUUUUUAAGUACUUGCUGUUGUUGCUGUGAUAAAAAAAAAAAAACCAGUGACAACUGUGAGCUCAAUGUGCACAAUAAUAAACUCAUGGUUUUGUUUUAUUACAUUAAAAAUAUUUUCUCAUUCUAAAAUGAAAUGUGCCAGAAUGGAGUGGGGGAUGAUUCAGGGAUGAGACUGUUGUGGGGAUUCUGGUUCAAUUAAUGUACCAUUAGUGGAUUGCUGUUGUUUUGAUAUGAUUACGAGGAUUAAAUGACACGAAAUUACGAGGUAAAUGAUGCCCAGGCUAGUCCCGCGAAUGAAAAAACUCAUGCCAAUCAAGACUUCCCUUUUUCCAGCAUCUGAUGUAGAUUGAAGUGAAAAACAAGGAGAAAUAAGUGAGUCAUGAAAAUGCAUUAAAUGGAGUAAAGAGAGAUACGUUGUACAUAAGUACAUGAUACAACUGUACGAUUAUAGGCUUCGCUAUGAUUCAAUUUUAGGUAUAUAAGUAGGUACAUGUACAUAAGCUGAGCACUGUGAGUGAGAAACGGAUGUGUAAUACGUUAAAUGUGAGGUAAUGAGUGAGUACUUGAAGUUAGAUGGUCGAGCCAAAGUCAAAUGGAAUUGAAAUUGAAAAAUAUCUAUUGCAAAGAGUUAUUUUUCACAUUCAAAGAAUGAUAUUCCUAUUGGCAGUAUUCAUCUGUCCAAUUAUUCCGCAAUUGAGUAAACAUAGGCAAUAAUACGAAUAAUAAUUGAUCAUUCGCUAUUUUUUUUUAUCUUUUCGAAUGAGAAAUUUACCAGUAUUAUUGAAUGUAUAAAGCAGGAUUUACAUGACACAUGAAUCCAUCCGGGAGAGAUUGCGUUUAUGCGAGAACUAUGAAUUAUUAUUGUGUAAUGAUAUGUGAGAAUUAACAGCAAUCGUCGACGCAUCGAAUGUGUUCGAAGAAAACAGUUAAAUGGACAAUGAAAAUAUAACUUCUUUGCCGUGCAAUUAGUGGUAAUUGAUGCAGAAGGAGGAAUAUAGCGAACCUAUGCUUUGUAUAAUAAUGUCUG
This is a messenger RNA of Fopius arisanus, 3179 nucleotides long. RefSeq names its product homeobox protein BarH2. The record is from RefSeq and is a predicted model, not a curated record. Bases 627 to 1739 code for a protein of 370 amino acids. The transcript has 3 exons. NCBI's taxonomy places the organism in Eukaryota, Metazoa, Arthropoda, Insecta, Hymenoptera, Braconidae. Gene Ontology annotation, molecular function: DNA-binding transcription factor activity, RNA polymerase II-specific; DNA binding. Gene Ontology annotation, biological process: regulation of DNA-templated transcription.